Molecule: messenger RNA, 1911 nt
Organism: Closterium sp. Naga37s-1
Lineage: Eukaryota; Viridiplantae; Streptophyta; Zygnematophyceae; Desmidiales; Closteriaceae
Source: the annotation of a GenBank genome assembly
AUGGUGGCAAAUGGCGGGGAAAAGAAGGGAGGCGAGAGAACAGCGGAGAAUGGGAACCGGAGCGAGGAGGGGGAGGAGGAUGGGAGAGACGAGCCGGAGAGGAACGAUUCGGGGGAGGUAGAGCAGGCAGGAGGGUCGGACGCGGCGUCGGGAGAGGACGAAAGGGAUGGCGGAGGAGGAGGAAGCGAGGGAGGGGAGGGUGGGGAGGAAUACGCGGACGGGAAUGAGGCCGACGGGGAGGAAGCGGAGUACGAAAAUGCUGACGGAAAAUUAGACGGAAAGGACAGCGAGGAGGAAGAAGACGCGGAGGAGGAAGACGGCAAGGAGAACGAGGACGACGAGGAAGACGAAGACGGAGAAGAGGACGACGAGGAGGAGGAGGACGGAGAAGAGGAGGACGAAGAGGACGAGGAGGAAUGCGACGAUCAGUCGCCAGUGGAGGAGGUCGCACUGACGGUGGCGACGUUCGACGACCCGUCGCUGCCGUGCCUGACGUGGCGCGUCGUCAUCAUCGGCAGCAUCGUGUGCGCGCUGCUCGCCUUCAUCAACCAAUACUUCUGGUUCAGGACCCAGUCCAUCAUAAUCAACCCCAUCGCUGCUAUCAUCCUCUCUCUCUACAUGGGUCGCCUCUUAGCGAGGAUGGAGCGCCGCUUCAAACCCGAUGCACUCCCCUUCAGUGUCAAGGAGCAUGUGCGGAUCGGCAUAUUCGCCAACUGCGGGUCGGCCUUCGGCAACGGCAACGCAUAUGCCAUUGACAUCGUCACCAUCAUGAAGCAAUUCUACAACGUUCAUUUGAAUUUCUUCCCAGCCUUUCUGCUCGUCACCACAACGCAAGUGCUCGGAUACGGAUGGGCCGGCAUGUUCAGACGCUACCUCGUGGAGCCAGCCCACAUGUGGUGGCCCACAGACCUCGUCUAUGUCUCCCUCUAUCGCACCCUCCACGAGUCAGACACACCAGCGCGAGGCAUGCUAACACGAGCCCAUUUCUUCUUCCUCAUAACGGCGCUCUCCUUCUGCUGGUACCUCGUGCCCGGCUACCUCAUCCCCAUCGUCUCCUGCCUCUCCUGGGUCUGCUGGGUCUGGCCCUCCUCCAUCACCGCCCAGCAACUCGGCUCUGGUCUGAGGGGCAUGGGUCUGGGCGCCAUAACCCUCGACUGGGCCACCAUGUCGGCCUUCCUCGCCUCGCCCCUCGCCGCGCCCUGGUUCGCCAUCCUCAACGUCGGAAUCGGCUUCGCCCUUUUCGUCUACGUCCUCGUGCCCAUCUGCUACUGGGGCAACGUUUUCGCCGCCACCCGCUUCCCGUUCCUCUCCUCUGGAACCUACCAGUGGUCGGGGGAUCGAUACCCGGUGCAGGCGAUAAUCACGCCGGAUUUCCGGUUGAAUGAGACGAUGUACUCGGAGCAGAAUCUUUCGCCGUUCAUCUCGGUGUUCUUUGCGUUGUGCUACGGGCUGGGGUUUGCCGCGCUGACUGCGACGGUGGUGCAUGUGGCACUGUGGUAUGGCCCGGAGAUCUACCAACGGACGAUGAGUGCCGCCACGGAGGUGAAGCCAGACGUGCACACGCGGCUCAUGCAGCGCUACCCCAAGGUGCCCUGGUGGUGGUUCCUCAUCCUCCUCCUCGUCAACAUCGCUGUCUGCAUCGCUUUCCUCGAACUCAACACCUACUUCCAGCUGCCCUGGUGGGGCCUGCUGCUCUCUGCUGCCCUCUCCCUCUUCUUCACACUGCCCAUCGGCAUAGUCACCGCCACCACCAAUCAGCAGCCGGGGCUCAAUAUAAUAACGGAGAUGAUCUGGGGGUAUAUUCGCCCUGGGGAGCCGAUUGGCAACGUGUGUUUCAAGACAUAUGGGUACAUCAGCAUGACUCAAGCCAUUGCGUUUCUGCAAGACUUCAAGCUCGGGCAUUACAUGAAG